UCAAUUAUGGGAACGCUCCCUACACAUCAGUUGUCAGCUUUAUCAAAAGAUGAUUGUUGGUCAUUGUUCAAGCAAGGAGCAUUUCAAGUCAAGGAUGAAACUCCAAAUCUUGUGGUGAUUGGGAAGGAGAUCGUAAAGAAGUGUGGGGGAGUCCCUUUAGCUGCAAAGGCUUUAGGAAGAUUAAUGCACUUCAAAAUUGAAGAAAGCGAGUGGCUACAUGUUAAAGAAAGUGGAAUUUGGAAUUUACCACAAGAUAAUGAGAGGUAUAUAAUGCCUGCAUUAAGAUUGAGUUACCAUAACCUUCCAAUUAAGUAUAGACAGUGUUUUGCUUACUGUGCCAUAUUUGAAAAAGAUUCUACAAUUGACAAGGAUCAUGUAAUUCAUUUAUGGAUGGCCAAUGGUUUUAUUUCGUCUAAUGGGACAGAGCAAUUGGAGGAUAUUGGUAAUCAAAUAUGGAAUCAAUUGAAUUGGAGAUCUUUCUUCCAAGAGGUAGAGAACGAUGAUUUUGGCAACGUUAAAAGUUUCAAGAUGCAUGAUCUUGUUCACGAUCUUGCUCAAUCUAUUAUGGAAGAUGAAUGCCAUGUGAUGGAGAAUGAAAAGCCAAAUAAUAAACCAAACAGGAGUGUUCGUCACGUCACAUCUGUUUAUGACUCUAAAGUAUUAGAAAAUGUUGAAUCGUUGAGAACAUUAUUUGUGAAAGCAUUUUCUCAUAACUUGAUGAAAUUUAGUACCUUACGAGUUCUAAAUGUAAGUGACUUUUUUAUAGUUGAGCUUCCAUCUUCAAUUGGCAAUUUAAUUCAUUUAAGGUACUUGAAUCUUUCUGAGAAUCACAGAUUGAAGACACUUCCCGAGUCAUUAUGCAACCUAUUGAAUUUGCAGACCUUAGACCUUAAUUAUUGUGAGAGUCUUCGGAGCUUACCCAACCACAUGGGACGCAUGAUUAAUCUCCGACAUCUAUUUAUGGAAGGCUGUCGUGCUCUAACAGAAAUGGCUCCAAAAAUUGGGCAGUUAACCAACCUCAAGUCAUUAAGUAUUUUCAUUGCGGAUGGGAGGAGAGGUAUUCAUUUGGGUGAGCUGCAAGGGUUAAACCUGGGAGGAAAAUUAUAUAUUAAGCAUCUGGAGAGGGUGGAGAAUUGGGUGGAUGCAAGAGAAGCAAACUUAGCCCAGAAAAAAAACCUCUACAGCUUGCGUUUGGGUUGGAAUAUUGGAAGUGAAUCAGAAAAUGCUGAACAGGUACUAGAUGCUCUUAAACCUCACCCAAAUCUUAAAGAGUUGAUCAUAGAAGACUAUCCAGGUACCUCUUUCCCACGCUGGAUGAGUGAUCUAGUACUGCUUCAAAAUUUAGUUAGGGUUUCACUUGAUGGUUGCAAAAAUUAUCAAAGUGUUCCACCAUAUAGUCGAUUGCGUUGGUUGAAACUUCUUCACAUUUCUCACAUGCCAUGUUUGGAAAGGUUGUCAAGAGAGGAAGAAAAAAAUGUAUUCCCUUGUCUUUCCCGAUUGAUUAUUGAUGAUUGCCCUAAGUUGACAUUAAUGUCAUGCCUUCCGUCACUCAAAGAUUUACAAGUAGUUAGAUGCAGUGAUGUCUUGUUGAGUUCGAUCUCAAACCUCAGUGCUCUUGAGUCACUAGCGAUCCGGAGUUGUGAUGAGAUUGAGUCAUUACCGGAACAAGGAUUACAAGGCCUCAACUCUCUCCGUUCUUUACAGUUUAUUUACUGUAAAAAGUUGAAGUCCUUGUCUGGGGGACUGCAACACCUCAAAGCCCUUGAGAGGUUGACUCUUGGAUAUUGCCACGAGCUCGUUUCUCUGCCGGAGGGUAUUAAACACCUCCAUUCCCUUAGAUAUCUGUACAUUUCUAAUCGCAAGAUGGUGGUUUUGCCGGAGGCCUUACAGCAUGUCCCUGCACUGCAAUCUCUACAAAUCGAUGGAUGUGGAGAGCUAACAUCGUUGCCUGACUGUUUGGGAAAUCUUGAAUCUCUUCAAUCGUUGGAGAUUCGGUAUUGCCCUAAGGUUGACUCACUUCCGGACAGCAUUCAAAGCCUAACCAAUCUCACAACUUUGGAUAUUUAUGGAUGUGGUGUACAACUCAAAAGGAGAUUCGAGAAGGGAAGCGGGGAGGAUUGGUAUAAGAUACAACACAUACCAGUUGUUAGUAUAGUAGAGUCAGAGUCAGAGUCAGAUGACUGAGAUAGGAUGAUGGCACAAACUACAAACUGUUGCGGUGGGCCCGUGGCUACUUCAUGUUACAAAUGGUCACAUUUUAAUAUUUGUGUUAUAAUGUAUA
Molecule: messenger RNA, 2281 nt
Organism: Cornus florida
Lineage: Eukaryota; Viridiplantae; Streptophyta; Magnoliopsida; Cornales; Cornaceae
Product: putative disease resistance protein RGA1
Exons: 1
Coding region: 7-2184 (725 amino acids)
Biological process (GO): defense response to other organism
Molecular function (GO): protein binding; ADP binding
Source: RefSeq, a predicted model, not a curated record